AGUGGUUAACCCAGCUCUAAAUCAACACACACACGUGACGACAAUGAGUAAAUUCAACCAUUCCGUAAAAGUUCCCACCCAAUACAAGGUUACCGCCAAGAUUCUAAAGGCGGCGCUGGAGAAACAGAAGUCCAUCAAGAGCCUGAUCUUCGAGGAAAAGCACGCACGUGUUCGCAGUUUACAUGCGGUGCUAAACCAUUAUAGCGAAAAUCGGGGCGCCGUGGACAACGCCAUCGCCGAGACAGGACUGCUCAAGGAUAACCCCAAUCUCGACAUCUGUUUGGCCAAGGUUUUGGUCACCGAACUGAUCUUUGGCAGGAAGAGUCUGAACGGCGAUAGCAAACCCGUGCAAACCGUGCGAAGUUACGAGGAGAAAUUGCAUCAGGUCAUCGGUGGAUCCGGCUACAAGAAGAAAGAACUCAAUCCCCGCUAUGUGCGCAUCAACACGAAUAUAUUCAGUUUGGCCGAGGCCCUGGAGUACCUGGCUGGAGAGGAAUGGCGGCGCAAGGAGCUGCCGGCGGAUGCAAGCUACCCGGAUUUCUUGGUUGCAGUGAAAGCACUGGAGGAGGAUGAGUUCAUGACGGAUCUGCAUGUGGAGGGCGUGCUCAUCUUUCAUUCCAAGUGGGCGCACUAUUGGGCCAGCCAUGACUUGGUGCGCAGCAGAAAGUUGAUUUUGCAGAACAAGGCGACCUGUUUGGCCGCCGAGUUGCUCGCUCCGCCGACAGGAGCCACUGUGCUGGACAUGUGCGCCGCUCCCGGCAUGAAGACGUUGCACCUUUGCAACGUGAUGCAGAACAAGGGACGCAUCUACGCCGUGGAGCAGUCGACUGAACGAUAUAGGGCGCUGUGUAACAUCACCGAGGAGGCUGGAUGCGAGAUUGUGUCUCCCAUUCUGGGCGAUGCGUUGCAUUUGGAUGCCCAACGCUGUCCAGACGUAGAGUACAUCCUGGUGGACCCCAGUUGCUCUGGGAACGGAAUGCAGAACCGCCUUUCAUUGUGCGACGAGGAGAAGGACGAUCAUCGACUGUACAAACUGGCCGGUUUGCAGAUCAAGAUCCUUUCGCACGCUAUGUAUGCCUUCCCAAACGUAAAGCGCAUUGCCUACUGCACUUGCUCGCUGUGGAAGGAGGAAAAUGAGCAGGUGGUGCAGCGUUGCCUACAGAUGAACCCAUCCUUUAAGCUGCUCAGCUGCAAGAAGGCGUUGCGCAACAAGUGGCAGAAUGUGGGCGACAAGGAGUACGCCAAAAUUGGCAAGAACUGUCUCUACUGCCUGCCGGAUAGCGAUCUGACCGAUGGCAUUUUCGUCGCGCUCUUUGAAAAACGUAAGGAAGGAGACACAGAUAAUUAGUUUAAAAGCAACAAACAGAAUUAAACGCUUUAAAUGUAAACUAAAUCUUUAUUUGGCACAUAUGCCAUUGAAUUUUUUCAACUUCAGUUUUAUACAUCUUUAUAAAAAAAUAAAAAAAAAUAUA
Messenger RNA from Drosophila gunungcola (fruit fly), 1472 nucleotides. It is a transcript of the gene Nsun5, whose product is annotated as 28S rRNA (cytosine-C(5))-methyltransferase. The record is from RefSeq and is a predicted model, not a curated record. Gene Ontology annotation, molecular function: methyltransferase activity. Gene Ontology annotation, biological process: rRNA base methylation. The coding region runs from base 44 to 1348 and encodes 434 amino acids. The transcript has 4 exons. Gene Ontology annotation, cellular component: nucleolus. Lineage: Eukaryota; Metazoa; Arthropoda; Insecta; Diptera; Drosophilidae.